Mizuhopecten yessoensis (Yesso scallop) is the source of this 2666-nucleotide messenger RNA. RefSeq names its product hemicentin-1-like. NCBI's taxonomy places the organism in Eukaryota, Metazoa, Mollusca, Bivalvia, Pectinida, Pectinidae. Bases 341 to 2560 code for a protein of 739 amino acids. The transcript has 10 exons. The record is from RefSeq and is a predicted model, not a curated record.
CGUAAGUGUGCGUAUAGAAUUGUGAAAACACGAAAAACCAGUUUGCAAUGGCAUUGACAUUCGCCUAACAAUUGUGGCUUAAUUUAGCGGUCAGUCCUAUCCGCUCAGCGCUAGGGUUCACUGUAUACGUAGUGGGUGGACGCACUGUAGACGGGUGAGUUCUUGCUUGUGGUCACUCUUCAUUUCGAAAAGAGAUUGUGGACAUCGUACAAGACUCUUUCUAAGGUGAGCCAAGGUGAAUGGACUGAAGUGGUACAUGGUCACUCCUCAAUAGAAACAACAACCUCACCAGGAGGCAGAGUCGACUUAUUUCGCAAACAGAUUCUUACCAAAUCUCAAAAUGUAUCGACUUUCUUCCAUUUUGUUCCUGGUCGCCAUUGUCAUACCAGGAACUCUAUCUCAAAGUGCACCAACUGUCAAUAUACAAUCACAGUCUUAUACACCCAAUUCUGGCACUAGAGUUACUUUGCAGUGUACUGCCUCGGGAAAUCCUGCUGUAACUCUAGUUACUUGGUAUAAAACAAGUGGUGGAGUCGAAACAACUGUGGCUAUUGAUAAUUCAAAAUACCAAGGAGGAAAUGUGGCCAGUCCCUCGCUGAUUAUCUACGGUCUGAGCAGUUCAGACACUGCAUCUUACAAAUGUAGAGCCACAAACUCUAUAGGAUCAUCAGAUAGUGCACAGAUCGCACUUAACGUCAAUGUUAUAGCAGGUAUUCCCACAGUGACCAUUGGUCAGGGUAGUUACAAUAUUAAUUCCGGAACUACUGUAACACUGCAGUGUACUGUUGGAUCAACUGUCACCUCUGUUUCCUGGUCACGUAUUCUUAAUGGAGUACCAAGUUCUAUUACAGUAGAUAACUCCAAGUACACAAAUGCAAACACUGGAAACCCAUCUCUUACCAUCGCAAGUACCACCAACGCGGACGAUGGCACCUAUGUCUGCUCUGCAACAAACAGCGCUGGAACAUCUUCAAGUCUUGCCACAGUCUUGACCGUCACUACCACCAGUAUACAGGUUCCAUCUGUAACAAUUGCCCAAACAGCCUUUGGGGCACAAGUGUCAACUACGAUCACACUCGGCUGUACUGUCACCUCAGCUGCGACCGUCCUCUCUGUCUACUGGAGGCGUGACAUUGGGUCAGGAUUCGUGGACAUUACUAUUGAUGGGACAAAUUUCUCUGGUUCAACCAUCACCCUUCCUUCCCUGACCCUCAUCAAUGCAGACAUAACAGACUCGGGGACCUACCAAUGCUUUGCUACAAAUGCUGGUGGAAUUGGUAGUAGUGCGACAGCUUCUGUGACAAUUUCAUCAGCUGUCCCAUCCGUUGAUAUCCCCCUAACCUCCUAUACCACCACUGAAGGAACUACCUACAACAUUCCAUGUUCUGUAUCAUCAACUACAACAGUCACAAAUGUCUUCUGGCAGCGUACCAUCAAUGGUCAAACCUCAACAAUCACCAUUGAUGGUGUUAAUUACUCUGGAGCUACCACAGGCUCUCCAUCCCUGAACAUCAUCACAGCUUCUACCUCAGACUCUGGAACAUACAUCUGCUCUGCUACCAAUUCUGCUGGAACUGGAAGUGACGCGACACAACUAACUGUUUCUGGAGCUAUCCCGUCUGUAGAUAUCCCCCUAACCUCCUAUACCACCACUGAAGGAACUACCUACACCAUUCCAUGUUCUGUAUCAUCAACUACAGCAGUCACAAAUGUCUUCUGGCAGCGUACCAUCAAUGGUCAACCCUCAUCAAUCAACAUUGAUGGUGUUAAUUUCUCUGGAGCUACCACAGGCUCUCCAUCUCUGAACAUCAUCACAGCUUCUACCACAGAUUCUGCAACUUACACCUGCUUUGCUUCUAACUCCGCUGGAACUGGAAGUGAUUCAACACAGUUAAUUGUUUCUGGAACUGUCCCAUCCGUUGAUAUCCCCCUAACCUCCUAUACCACCACUGAAGGAACUACCUACACCAUUCCAUGUUCUGUAUCAUCAACUACAGCAGUCACAAAUGUCUUCUGGCAGCGUACCAUCAAUGGUCAACCCUCAACAAUCAACAUUGAUGGUGUUAAUUUCUCUGGAGCUACCACAGGCUCUCCAUCUCUGAAUAUCAUCACAGCUUCUACCACAGAUUCUGCAACAUACACCUGUUUUGCUUCUAACUCCGCUGGAACUGGAAGUGAUUCAACACAGUUAAUUGUUUCUGGAACUGUCCCGUCUGUAGAUAUCCCCCUAACCUCCUAUACCACCACUGAAGGAACUACCUACAACAUUCCAUGUUCUGUAUCAUCAACUACAGCAAUCACAAAUGUCUUCUGGCAGCGUACCAUCAAUGGUCAACCCUCAACAAUCAACAUUGAUGGUGUUAAUUUCUCUGGAGCUACCACAGGCUCUCCAUCUCUGAAUAUCAUCACAGCUUCUACCACAGAUUCUGCAACUUACACCUGCUUUGCAUCUAACUCCGCUGGAACUGGAAGUGAUUCCACACAGUUAACUGUUUCUGCAACUGUCCCGUCUGUAGAUAUCCCCCUAACCUCCUAUACCACCACUGAAGGAACUACCUAAAACAUUCCAUGUUCUGUAUCAUCAACUGCAGCAAUCACAAAUGUCUUCUGGCAGCGUACCAUCAAUGGUCAACCCUCAACAAUCAACAUUGAUGGUGUUAAUUUCU